AUGGCGGGGCUGGGGGGGGACCGAGCCCCGGAGCCCCGCGGCCGGCGCCGGGGCCACGCCAUGCGGCAGCAGAGGGCGGCCAUGAGGAGAGCCCGCUCCGCCGCGGCCGCGCUCCAGCGCUCCGCACCGGCCCCCCCGCGCCCCCCCCGGCCGGGCUGGCUGCAGCGGAUCCCCCCGUGUGAGCGCGCUGGGAUGGCAGCGAUGGAUGCGGAGGGGAAAGCGUCCGCCCGGGACCCCCGGGAGCUGCUGGAGGGAACCCCCACAGCCCACCUCAUCCCGCCGGCCUCGGGCAGGGAUUCUCCUGCAGCCCACCUCAUGCCGCCGGCCUCGGGCAGGGAUUCUCCUGCAGCCCACCUCAUCCCGCCGGCCUCGGGCAGGGAUCCUCCUGCAGCCCACCUCAUCCCGCCGGCCUCGGGCAGGGAUUCUCCUGCAGCCCACCUCAUCCCGCCGGCCUCGGGCAGGGAUUCUCCCAUGUGUCCAGCGCGGCCGCGCCGGAAAGCGCUGGCACGUGGAGCGGCCAAGGCACCGGCACAAGCGGGGGGCCUGGGGCUGCUGCGGGAGCUGGUGGGGCUGCGGGGGGGCCGCCUGCGCCCCACCAUCUGCAGUGAGUGCGGGAAGGGCUUCAGCCGCAGCUCGGACCUGGCGCGGCACCAGAUCACCCACACGGGCGAGAAGCCCUUCACGUGCGGCGCCUGCGGCAAAGGCUUCAGCCAGAACUCCAACCUGGUGACGCACCGGCGCAUCCACACCGGCGAGAAGCCCUACGGCUGCGGCGCCUGCGGGAAGCGCUUCAGCGAGAGCUCCGCGCUCAUCCAGCACCAGCGGACCCACACCGGGGAGCGGCCCUACGGCUGCGGGGAGUGCGGGAAGCGCUUCAGCGUCAGCUCCAACCUCAUCCGCCACCGGCGCACCCACACCGGGGAGCGGCCCCACGUCUGCGCCGAGUGCGGGGACGGCUUCCGGCACAAGGCCCAGCUCCGCCGGCACCAGAAGCUUCACGUUGUGUUCCCGGAUUUCCCGUCACCGGAGGAGCUGACCGACACCCCCCCCCCCCCCGCAUCGCUCGCUGUGGGGUUUGGGGGUGUCGCGGGCUGGGGACCCCCCCCUUGCUCUUUAUCCGAGAUUCCCCCCCUUGUGUUUUCACUGCUCCGAGUGGGAAAAGCGCAUCCGGCGGCGGCGGGGCCGGGGGAAUGGGAUGACGCUGGGACCUUCCUGUUCUCGGCCUCCCCCUGCACCAGCCUCGCGCUCAGCCCAUCGCCCCCCCAGACCCUUCACCGGGGCCCCCCCCAACCCCUGCGCCCAUCAUCCCACAUCCCAGCGCUCCAGCCCGUGCUGCGGCCCCGCGGAGGUUUUGGGGUCCAGCACCAGGGCAGAGCCGUGGGGAGCACUGGGAGCAGCAGCGGGACCCCCCAAAACCGCCCUGAGCGCAGCCCCCCGCCGGCUGCCCCCAUGGAGCAGGAGGAGCCCUGCGUGGUGGAGCUGCACGACUCGGACGAGGGGGACAUGGUCCGGAGGGUCUACAUCGCUGAUGACGGCAUCGUGAGUGACUGCGAGGACGAGGUGCUGCCCCACGAGAUCAUCCAGACCGUCAUCCCGCACAGCCCCCUGCCCCCCAAAGCCAAGAAACGGGGGGGACAACCCAGCUCCGGCGCCGCCACGUCAGCGGGGGGCUACGGCGAGGAGGAGGAGGAGGAAGGGGGGACGCGGCACCGGGGCGGCCGCCAGCGCCCCUUCAUCUGCAACGAGUGCGGGAAGAGCUUCAGCCACUGGUCGAAGCUGCUGCGGCACCAGCGGACUCACACCGGGGAGCGGCCCAGCACGUGCGGGGAGUGCGGGAAGAGCUUCAGCCAGAACUCCCACCUGGUGCAGCACCGCCGGACCCACACCGGGGAGAAGCCGUAUCGCUGCGGGGACUGCGGCAAGAGCUUCAGCUGGAGCUCCAACCUCAUCCAGCACCAGCGCAUCCACACCGGCGAGAAGCCCUACAGCUGCGGGCAGUGCGGGAAGAGCUUCACGCAGAGCAAGAACCUCAUCAAGCACCAGCGCACGCACUCGGGCGCGCGGCCCCACCGGUGCGCGCAGUGCGGCCGCGGCUUCGCCCAGAGCACCAACCUGCUCAAGCACCAGCGCGUCCACGCCGCCCGCGGCCAGGCCCCGGCCUGCCCCGAGUGCGGGCAGAGCUGCCGCGAUGGUGCUGAGCUGGAGCGGCACCGGGCGCAGGCGCACGGGCACGAGCCCUACAUCUGCGUGGAGUGCGGGGAGAGCUUCGCCCGCAGCGCCACGCUCAACCGCCACAAGCGCAUCCACAAGCCCCUCUUCGUGCCCUGA
Molecule: messenger RNA, 2328 nt
Organism: Strigops habroptila (Kakapo)
Lineage: Eukaryota; Metazoa; Chordata; Aves; Psittaciformes; Psittacidae
Product: zinc finger protein 316-like
Exons: 7
Coding region: 1-2328 (775 amino acids)
Biological process (GO): regulation of transcription by RNA polymerase II
Molecular function (GO): DNA-binding transcription factor activity, RNA polymerase II-specific; RNA polymerase II cis-regulatory region sequence-specific DNA binding
Source: RefSeq, a predicted model, not a curated record